CACCGGCUCACCCGCGUCGAGACAUCGCACAAUUUCCCUCGACGCCUGAAUAAUUCGAUAAAAAUGCCGAAAAAAGAUGUUAAACAAGUGAAUACUCUAUUGAACUACUUUAAGUCUCCAAAAAGUGUAACACCACAAGCUGAAAGGUCAACACCCAAGGAGAAAUCCGAGCCAACGACUCCAGUACGCGCCCUCAAGGGCCGAGGUAAGGGGAAAGGAAAGGAGAAUAAGGAUGAGGUAAAGGCUACGGCUAAGAAGAGGCCUUUGAAGGCUAGAACACCUGAGCUCGAUGAGGAGGAAGAGGUGAAGAAGGAGGAUGAGGAGGAUGAGAUUGCAGCUAAACCCAAACGCAGGAGGAUCAUCAUCCCUGAGGAGGACUCUGAGGACGGAGGGGACGACAGUGAUGACUACGUGCCUGAAGAGUCUGAGGAAGCUUCUGAAUCAGAGGACAACACAGAAGGGGCAACGGAGAGUUCAUUUGCCACAGAAACAGAAACUGAUGAGGAAACCCCCAAGAAAAAACAGAAAUUAUCAAGAGGAAAAUCAAAUGGGAAAAAUUGGAGGUCGAAGCAGCCUCCAGCAAAGGUCACCUUAAAGGAGGAGUCCUUCCAGCUGCAAAAGACGCCGUCAGUGACAGGGCCCACAACAGGUGGUGACUCCUGGCCGCACCUAAAACUCGACUUCCUGCAGCCUGAGAACCGUCGAGACAAGAACCGUCGUCGCCCCACCGACGAGAACUACGACCCCCGAACCCUCCACGUCCCCGAGGACUUCCUGAACAAGCAGACCCCAGCGAUGCGCCAGUGGUGGGUCCUGAAAUCCCAGCACUUCGACUGCAUUCUCUUCUUCAAAGUCGGUAAGUUCUACGAGCUCUACCACAUGGACGCAGUGACCGGUUCAAACGAGCUGGGCAUCGCCUACAUGAGGGGCGAAUGGGCGCACUCAGGCUUCCCCGAAAUCGCCUACGGUCGUUUCUCCGGAAUUCUCGUGGAGAAGGGCUACAAAGUGGCCAGAAUCGAGCAAACGGAGAACCCCGAGAUGAUGCAGGAGCGAGUGAAGAGGACAGCCAAGUCCACGAAAUUCGAUAAAGUUGUGAAAAGAGAGAUCUGCCAGAUAUCAACACGAGGAACUCGAGUCUCUUCAGUCCAGGACCCGGAGAUAAUCACCCCUGAGAGCAACUACUUGCUGUCCCUCGUGGAGAAAACAGAUGCAAAAACAAAAAUCCCCAAGUUCGGUGUCUGCUUCAUCGACACGAGCAUCGGAGAGUUCCACCUGGGGGAGUUCGAGGACGAUCGUUCCCACUCACGUCUUCUGACCCUCCUCUCGCACUACCUGCCAGUGCACGUGGUCUACGAGAAGGGGAAGCUCUCCCAGGAGACCCUGAAGAUCAUCAACACACUGUUGUCGUCAGCCCUGAAGGAACCCCUCCAGAAAGACGUGCAGUUCUGGUCUGCCUCGAAGACCCUGAAGUUCCUGCACGAGGGUGACUACUUCAAGAGCGAAUCAGGAUCUGAUUUCCAGUGGCCUGAGGGUCUGAAAGCCUUCCUGAACCCUGGGGACUCCCUGGGGCUCACUCCAGACGACGAUAAAGAGCUGGCUGUCAAUGCCCUGGGGGGAUGUGUCUACAUCCUCAAGGAUUUCAUGCUGGAUCAGCAGAUUCUGGGGCAGAAGCACUUCCAGGAGUACAUUCCCCCGGACGUUGUCUUCUCGUCGAGGAAAAUGGAGGAGGGGGCACCAGCUGUCAGCACGAUGGUCCUGGACGCCAUCACAAUCAAUAAUCUGAGGAUUUUGGGGGAGGAUGGUUCCCUGUUGAAGACCCUGGACCACUGCUGCACAGCCUUUGGCAAAAGAUUAUUGAAGGAGUGGAUUUGUCGUCCCUCCUGCCGGAAAAACAUCAUCGUCAGUCGUCAGGAGGCCAUCACAGAGCUCAUGGACAACCCCGACGUCAUCCAGGAAACCAGAAAGUCCAUGAGUCAUCUUCCAGACCUGGAGAGACUUCUGAGUAAAAUUUACACUCAUGGCAGUGCCCAGAAGAUGAAGAAUCAUCCUGAUGGGAGGGCUUUCAUGUUCGAGUCCCAGACGUACUCGAAGAAAAAGAUUUCAGACUUUACGACAGCUCUCGAGGGCUUUGAGAACGCCGUUAAGAUCGCCUCGAGGUUCGAGGAUUUCCAGAGUCCUUUGAUAAAGCGAACUCUGCAGAGGGAUCCCGAGGGGGAGUUUCCGGAUCUCGAGGAGACCCUCGAGUACUUCAAAACAGCUUUCGAUCACGAGAAAGCUAAGAAAGAGGGGAAUAUCGUUCCCAAGGAAGGGGUUGAUGCUGAGUACGAUGAGAUCAUCGAGGAGUUCAGGGCGAUAAAACACGAGAGUAAUUCUUACCUUAAACAGCAGGAGAAGUACUUCGGUGGGAAAGUGACCUUCGCAGGGAAUGAUAAGAAAAGAUUCCAACUGGAGGUGCCUGAGGCCAGGGCCAAGCACGCAGGCUCCUCUCACGAGCUCCAGGGUCAGAGGAAGGGCUUCAAGAAGUACUACACUGCUGAGUGCAGGGAGUUCCUGGCGAGGCAGAUGAAGGCAGAGGAGCAGAGGGAUAAGAUUCUGAAGGACCUCAGCAGGAGGAUCUUCGCCAAGUUCAGUGAGAAGUACGAUCUCUGGAGCUCAGCAGUCUUCAAGAUUGCGACGCUGGACGUCUUGAUUUCUUUCGCUGAAUAUGCCAGGAGUGGGGAGACCUGUGUUCCACAGAUAAAUGAUGAUGAUGAGGUGUUCACGGUAAUCAAGGAGGGAAAGCAUCCCUGCAUUUCAUCAGACAAUUUCGUGCCGAAUGACACUAGUAUUUCAGCCGAGGGAAAUGCAAGUCUGCUGAUUCUCACUGGUCCCAACAUGGGGGGAAAGUCCACUCUGAUGAGACAGGUGGGGCUGAUAACGGUGAUGGCGCAGAUCGGGAGCUACGUGCCUGCUGCAGAGUGCAAACUCACUCUUGUCGACAGGAUUUUCACGAGACUGGGAGCCAGUGAUGAUAUCUUGACUGGUAGGAGCACUUUUCUGGUUGAGCUGAGUGAAACAGCGAUGAUUCUUCAACAUGCCACCAAGAAGUCACUGGUCCUGCUGGAUGAACUGGGCAGGGGGACCUCUACCUACGAUGGAACUGCCAUUGCUGCUGCUGUCGUCGAUGCCCUGACAAAGCUCAAGUGCAGGACACUCUUCUCCACUCAUUAUCACUCACUCGUGGAGGACUUUGAGAAGAAUGAGAAUGUCUCGUUGGGGCACAUGGCUUGUGAGGUGGAGACUGAGGAGGAGGAGGGAAUCUCGGAGGAGACGGUGACGUUUCUUUAUAAGCUGGUGCAGGGGGCCUGUCCCAAGUCUCAUGGGUUCAAUGCUGCUAGGCUGGCGGGGAUCCCUGCGAGCAUCACCAGGAGGGCCAGGGAGAUCGCUGGGAGGUUUGAGAAGGAGGCGAAUCAGAGACAGGUCUUCACGAGCCUCUGCAGGGGAGGGAACGACGUCAACGAGAUUAUUGGGAAGCUCAAGAGCAGUCUUGUUGUUUAAACGUCGAGGUGAUUUUUUUUUGUAUUUUUUUAUUUUUUCAAUUUUUUUUGUCGUUUCAAUAUUCGUUUUGGGAGGAAGAUUUAAGCAAGCUGGUCGAUGGGAAAAUUAUGGGAAUAAUUAGGAAAUUCCAGUGAUCUAAUUAAAAGAUUGAGCAAUUGUUCCCAUGAAUAUUUUUUUGUAUUUCUCUUUUCGUUAGCAUUAAAUCUCGUAAUUUCCGAGAAUUUCCGUAAUGCGCAGGACGCUACAAUUUUUCAUAAUGAUUCAAUCAUUUGUGCUGCUUUCUGGAUUCAAUAUGAUUUGUAGUUACAACCGGAAAUUCAGGGGGAACAUUACUGGGCCAUUAAUAUUCGUCGUUCACUGUUUCAUUGUAUUUAUUUCAUAAAAAUGCCUUGAAAUUCUCAGUAUUUUUUUGUGUUGUUACCACUGUUCUUUAUGUAAUAAUAUUGAUGAGGUACAUUUUAUCAUAAAAAUUUGGA
Diachasma alloeum is the source of this 4013-nucleotide messenger RNA. RefSeq names its product probable DNA mismatch repair protein Msh6 (gene Msh6). Gene Ontology annotation, cellular component: nucleus; MutSalpha complex. The transcript is spliced from 5 exons. Gene Ontology annotation, molecular function: mismatched DNA binding; ATP binding; ATP-dependent DNA damage sensor activity. The record is from RefSeq and is a predicted model, not a curated record. The coding region runs from base 64 to 3537 and encodes 1157 amino acids. NCBI's taxonomy places the organism in Eukaryota, Metazoa, Arthropoda, Insecta, Hymenoptera, Braconidae. Gene Ontology annotation, biological process: mismatch repair.